UAACUAAGCAAUUAGGCGUUGCCCAUCCCUUUCAGGGUUUCAGGGACAGGAAGCCAGUCCAAAUUCUUCUGCCUCCUCCCCAAUCGGAUAAGAUGAACAACAAAAUUUAAGAAAACGCCCAUUUCCCUCUCAGAUUCCUGCUCCCCUAUAAAACCCAUCUCUCCAUUUCAUUCCCUUCUUCGGAAACUCUCAGAAUCCACGCACCACAAACUCAAAAGCCUCAAGCUUUUUCUUUUUCCAUCCAAAAAAAAGGAAACACCAACAAAAGCAACCAACAAUUAUUUUUAUUUUAUUUUAUUUUGGAGGACUUGGGUCAAUCGUAAUAUUGAUUCGCAGCCACGAAUUCUGGGCUGGGAGGAGAAUCAAAAGCCUCGACCUUGAAGGAGUUUCGAAAGCGAUUCGGGAAGUCACUCUCUGCAGUUGAAGAUUGUGGAUGGAAUUGAAUCAAUUACUUGGUCUCUUAUGCCAGUCUGAGUUCAACUUGUGUGGUUCCUACGGCAAUGACAUUGCCGUUUUGAUCAAUAUCGAGGGAUUUCAGUGAGGAUUGCUCUCCUAAAAGAAAAAUGGAUGGUUCAAAUGAAGUUUCAAGCAAUGGUGAAGUUGAGAAUCAUGCCCUCCAGAUUAUAAGAUACUCUCCUUACCAGCCCUGCAGUAAAUUACCUUCAUCUUGGUUUGAUUUGAGAGUCUUCUAUGUGAGGAUUAGUAACUUUAAGGUUGAUGAUUCGACCCCAAAGUUUCUGACUCUCCAUCAUAUUCCUGUAAGCCCGGAUACCCUUUUGGAAGUCAAUGGUGCUAAAACUAGCAUUCACUCUGAAGGUGUUUCUUCACAUCUUAGAAGGGAUCGGGUAGAUAAGAAGUCUGAAGAGGCCACAUUUGUGAAUACAGACAGCAUAAGGUUGACGGGGAGCGCGAGAUUUGAGGUGUAUGACAAAGAUGAUCUCAUCCUCUCUGGGGUGUUAGAGAUGUCUAAUAGCAACGGUUUCAUUGGGGAAUCAAAAAACAAUGUCAAGCGAUGGAGCAUGAAUUGUGAAUCAGAUAUCAGUGCUUGCACUGGAUUUUUGAAGGGGAAACAUCUUGGUGGCGCUGAAUUAACUGCACCAACCAUUGAAGUUUACAUCACAGGAUGCUUCUCUGGCACACCGAUCAUCUUAACCAAGACACUGCAGCUUCAUUUUAGAAAGAAACACAAUAGGAAGAGCACGUUGGGUGCAAUACCAGAGUACGAGACAACCGAAUGCCAGAAAGAUGUCUCUCGUGGAGUUGAUAUUGAGGUAGCAGAGUACAGAAACUACAAGCCGGAGAACGAGGAUGAGUACAACAAUAUGUACUGGAGGAGGACGGAAUAUAUGGACGGUGAAGACGGAGAACUCUCAUGGUUCAAUGCUGGUGUGAGAGUUGGCGUGGGUAUCGGACUUGGCGUUUGCCUUGGAGUUGGCAUAGGGGUCGGUUUGCUGGUCCGCACUUACCAAACGACCACGCGAACUUUCAAGAGGCGCCUGUUGUGAUGUCAACGUGUUUUGUGUGCUCAAUCUCGAAAGGCAGCUAACCUUGUCUGCGUUUAACGUGCAUCUCGAACGACAGAUUUUGACUUAGUACUGUUUGUGUAGCUGACAGUUUAUAUGUUUCGCAUUCUAUGUUGUUUCCUCCAUAAACUCUUGGUGAGAGGUUUGUUUAGAAGAAGGGUGUGAUAGAAAGAGAGAAACAGUCUUUGAUUUGGACAAAAGUAUAUAAAUGGUAAAAUAUUGUAUUUCAUUGUAGUAGAUAACAUCUCUUUCCCCCAAAGCUAAUAAAAUUCGAUUUAAUAAAUUUUA
This is a messenger RNA of Malus domestica (apple), 1811 nucleotides long. RefSeq lists its product as uncharacterized. Lineage: Eukaryota; Viridiplantae; Streptophyta; Magnoliopsida; Rosales; Rosaceae. The record is from RefSeq and is a predicted model, not a curated record. Gene Ontology annotation, molecular function: phosphoglycerate dehydrogenase activity.